AUGGCUGAUUUCACUGAAUAUGGCGUACCUAGCGCCGAAUGGCUUGCUUUGGUGCCUUCCCUGCCCCAAAUCCCCGAUCUCACGGCAGAGCAACUGAGGGAUCUUAGCAAUGAGACUCGUGAGAAGACCUCAGCUAAGGCCAUGGUUGAGGAAGGUUUAAGUUCCAAAGUUCAGAUUCACGACUACACAGUUUCUAGCCGUGAUGGAGCGACAUUGGAAGCCCGGACUUACCGUCCUGCUGGUAUCCCCAUUUCGCAACCCCUUCCAUUGUAUAUCCAUCUCCACGGAGGAGGCUAUCUCUUUGGGACCCUCUCCUCCGAAGAUGCGAUCUGCUCGCGCAUCGUCGUAUCGAAUCAAGAAAAAGGCACCCCCGUUGCCGUUUUUCAGGUGAACUAUCGCCAUACUCCGGUGCAUAAGUACCCGACCGCCUGGAAUGAUGUUGAAGAUGCCUUCAUUUGGGUUCACGAGCACAUAACUGAGAUAGGUGCCUUCGCUGACCAAAUCGUUGUGGGUGGAAUAUCGGCCGGUGGCCAGUUAUCAGCAUCUUUGGCACUUGCCCAGCUAUAUGGAGAGAACAAACGCCUUGCAACUCUUCCCAAACUCAGAGGUCAAAUUUUGAUGAUCCCCUGUCUCACGUUCGCUCCUUACUAUGAGCCACGCACAUCAAUGCUCAGGAGUCCGGAACUGUCAAGUCUGGUACAAUGUAUUGAGGCGCCAAUUCUGCCCGUGAGCCGUCUUCAAUUUUUCGGGGACUUGCUUGGAUUGGAGGGCACAGAUGGUGCUGGUCGCGAUAUCCGGAUGAAUCCUGGCAAUGCCACCGCGGACGAAGUCAAGAAUCUACCUCCCACGGUAUUUGGAAUUGCUGGCUUAGAUCCCCUUCGGGAUGAAGGGCUUUUCUAUGCCAAGCUGCUUAGUGAAAAUGGGGUGCCCACUGAUACUACGAUCUACCGUGGUGUCCCUCAUGGGUUCCGUCGGUAUGGAAACAGUUUAGAGCGAGCAUCUAAGUUAUGGGAUGAAACUGUUAGUAAUGGGAUAACCUGGGCAUUGAGUAACCCCCCAGCCAAUGCUUUCGAAAUCAAGACCGAUUAA
Penicillium angulare is the source of this 1089-nucleotide messenger RNA. Its product is annotated as alpha/beta hydrolase. The record is from RefSeq and is a predicted model, not a curated record. The coding region runs from base 1 to 1089 and encodes 362 amino acids. The transcript is spliced from 3 exons. NCBI's taxonomy places the organism in Eukaryota, Fungi, Ascomycota, Eurotiomycetes, Eurotiales, Aspergillaceae. Gene Ontology annotation, molecular function: hydrolase activity.